CCCGGCGGCGGCGGGGGAUGCUCGCACCCGCUGUGUCUGCCCGAGUCAGCUGCUGCUCGAUGUCAGAACCCGCUCCGGGCUCGGCGGGGCUGGASAGGAGAGCGGAACCGAGCACAGCCGAGCCUCGGCCGCCUCUCGCAGGCUGCGGGAGCGCUCCUUCCCCCCGCACGCCGCCGGGACAGCGCGGGGUGCCCGGCACAUCCCGCCGACGGAACUUGCCCAACUUUCCCGAUCUCGGGUCCCGGCACUUGCUACCAUGGCCCCCGGCAACUCUUCCCGCAACUUCUCGGCGCCGGAGGCUCGGAACGGCUCAGCAGCAGAGAAGCCAGCACCACACACCAACGUGAUCAUGCCCAGCCUCUUCAGCAUCAUCUGCUUCCUGGGCAUCGUGGGGAACCUCAUUGUCAUCUACACCAUUGUCAAGAAGAAGAAGCUCAGAUGCAAACAGACCGUGCCUGAUAUUUUCAUCUUCAACCUCUCCAUCGUGGACCUCCUCUUCCUCUUGGGCAUGCCCUUCCUCAUCCACCAGCUCCUGGGCAAUGGCUCGUGGUACUUUGGGGCUCCCCUGUGCACCAUCAUCACCGCCCUGGACACCAACAGCCAGAUCACCAGCACCAACAUCCUGACGGUGAUGACGCUGGACCGCUACCUGGCCACCGUCUACCCCCUCAAAUCCACCUACGUCCGCACGCCGUGCGUGGCAGCUCUGGUCAUCUGCCUGGUGUGGCUGCUGUCCUUCCUGACCAUCAUUCCCGUGUGGAUGUAUGCUGGCCUCAUGCCGCUGGAGGAUGGCACGGUGCGCUGCGCUCUCCUGCUGCCCAACCCCGAGACCGACAUCUACUGGUUCACGCUCUACCAGUUCAUGCUGGCCUUCGCCGUGCCCUUGCUCAUCAUCUGCGUGGUUUAUUUCAAGAUCCUCCAGCACAUGGCCACCACCGUGGUGCCUCUGCCCCAGAGGAGUGUCCGGGUGCGGACAAAGAAGGUCACACGCAUGGCAGUGGCCAUCUGCUCCGCCUUCUUCAUUUGCUGGGCUCCCUUCUACAUCCUCCAGCUGGUCCACCUGGGCAUUGACACCCCGUCCAUGGCCUUCUUCUACGCCUACAACUUCGCCAUCAGCUUGGGCUACGCCAACAGCUGCCUCAACCCCUUCCUCUACAUCGCCCUCAGCGAGACCUUCAAGCGCCAGUUCCUGGUGGCCAUUCGCCCUGCCAAAGAGCCCUGCCGCAACAGCAGCUCUGCCAACAACAACAGCAUGACAGAGGCCAGYGUGUGCCUGAAGCUGGCGCCAGAAUCCACCCAGCAGACUCAGUUCCUGGAGGACCUUUCCCCGCGCUCGCUGCCGGUGACUGUGGCUGUUCACAAGGGUGCUCAGCCUUUGGGUCUGUGAGCUGGU
This is a messenger RNA of Malurus melanocephalus (red-backed fairy wren), 1393 nucleotides long. Its product is annotated as melanin-concentrating hormone receptor 1-like. Gene Ontology annotation, molecular function: melanin-concentrating hormone receptor activity; neuropeptide binding. The transcript is spliced from 2 exons. Gene Ontology annotation, cellular component: membrane; neuron projection. Gene Ontology annotation, biological process: neuropeptide signaling pathway. NCBI's taxonomy places the organism in Eukaryota, Metazoa, Chordata, Aves, Passeriformes, Maluridae. The record is from RefSeq and is a predicted model, not a curated record. The coding region runs from base 257 to 1387 and encodes 376 amino acids.